GGGUGAAAGAGAACAUAGGAAUCAACGUGGAACACUGAAAAGAGCUGUGGAAGACUUAAUUGCCUAUGUUCUGAGCUGCCCUCUCACUGGGGAAUGGAAAACCGCACCUACAAUGACCACAUUCUCCUCCUGGAGGGGUUAAAGGUCCCUCAACAGUCCACGUACCCUGCCUUCACCCUCCUCCUCAUCACCUACAUCUUUAUCAUGGUGGCCAACAUCGGACUCAUAGCAUUGAUCUCCAUGGAGAGGAGCCUGCACCAGCCCAUGUACAUCCUCUUCUGCAACCUGCCACUUAAUGACAUAGUCGGGGCUACAGUGAUGAUACCUCGUCUGUUAUGGGACAUUUUGACCACAGCUCCUGAGCGAUAUAUCACUUACACGGAGUGUGUCAUUCAGGCUUUCUGUGCUCAUUUAUUUGGUACCACAUCACACACCAUUCUCAUGAUCAUGGCCUUUGACAGGUAUGUGGCCAUCUGCAACCCCCUGCGGUACGCUACCAUCAUGACAAACAAAAUGGUUAUCAGGUUGUCUAUGUCUGCCUGGGGGGUGGCCAUAGUCUUAGUGGGGAUUUUGCUGGGCCUCACCAUCCGCCUGUCACGCUGCAGGUCUAACAUAUUUAACCCUUACUGCGACAACGCCUCCUUAUUCAAGCUCUCCUGUGAGAGUGUGCUUAUAAAUAACAUAUAUGGCUUAAUCUUUACUGUUGUGCUGUUUGUCUCGUCCAUAGGCAGCAUCAGUCUCACCUAUCUCAAGAUCGCCAAUGUAUGUCUGAGCAGUAAAAACAGCUCUUUAAACAGCAAGGCCCUGACAACCUGCAGCACACACUUAAUAGUCUACAUCAUUGUGAUUGGAUUUGGAGUCACCAUUAUCAUCCUCCAUCGCUUCCCAAAAUAUGCAGAACUUGGCCAAAUGUGUAGUGUGCUGUUCCCCGUGAUCCCUACUUGUCUCAACCCCAUAAUAUAUGGUUUACAGACUAAAGAGAUUAAACAGAGGAUCUUUAGAGUGUUUCACAGAGCCAAGGUGGCUGCAUGAUGUUGUGUUAAAUCUUUAACAAAAAUAUAUGAUAUACAGUGCCUUCAGAGAGUAUUCACAUCCCUUGACUUUUUCCACAUU
Oncorhynchus tshawytscha (Chinook salmon) is the source of this 1113-nucleotide messenger RNA. RefSeq names its product olfactory receptor 52N5-like. Gene Ontology annotation, molecular function: G protein-coupled receptor activity; olfactory receptor activity. Gene Ontology annotation, biological process: G protein-coupled receptor signaling pathway. The record is from RefSeq and is a predicted model, not a curated record. Gene Ontology annotation, cellular component: membrane. Bases 94 to 1032 code for a protein of 312 amino acids. NCBI's taxonomy places the organism in Eukaryota, Metazoa, Chordata, Actinopteri, Salmoniformes, Salmonidae. The transcript has 2 exons.